GUCCCAGGCUCUCUGUCCCCAGCUGAUGAGCUCAUACUGGACACACAAGCGUUCAACCCAGCAAACACUGGCGACUUUUUAACACUAACACAACCUCUCCAUGGCUUGGACAACUACCUACAAUCUACGCAUCACCUAGUGUGAGCGAAGACGCUGCAGGACAUUUUGGAGACAAACUACUGUUUAUUAUUACAAUGGGAAGCUGGAGGAAUCACGUGCGCACUCGACUACAACAGAGAGACCAAACUGAGAAGCUCCCAUACAUUGGCGUCUUCACAAGCUUGUCUCAGCUGGAGGAACGUUUUGAAAUUCGCAAACAAAUUGUGGAUGAUAUUCAGUCUAAGAGUUUAGAAGAAGGUGUACUUGAAGUUGUAAAAAACACCAGACUCCUUCAACUCCAACUGAGAGAGAGUGAACACCUGGAACAAAAGCUGUCUCAGACUGUCUCCGACCUGACCGCCGUCCUGUAUCUGAAAGAGGCGGAACUGCAGUACUGGCAGUCACGUGUGUCCCACUACCGUCAAGAUGCACUUACUCUGGCUAAAGGGAGUAACACCCUGAAGACGACACUUUCCAAAUUUGAGCACACCAUCGAGUGUCAAUCCAAAGAGUUGGCGGCCCUGCGUGCGGAGCAGAAAGAACUACAUGAGGCGUUGGCACAGACCUGGAGAGAGAAAGAAGGGCUUUUGCAGCGGUGGAUGGAGGAGAAGAGGGAGGAGGCAGACAGGCUGAAUAAAUACAACGACACACAGGAAAGGUGGCAACGUCUGGCCAAACAAGUGAAGAAGCACCUCCACAGGGAGACGAGGAAAGAGUGUGUUCCUAUAGUGACGAGCUCUCGGAUCGGUGAAACAGAAACGCCUACAUCGGUCAUUCAGAGGAUCAAUAAUACAACAGAUAUACACCAGGGACACUUGGACCACAACCAUGUCUCAGCUGUGGCAAAAGUUUAAUAUUCCCUUAAAAUCCUGGAGACAACAGUUCACAGAACAAAGAUUACCUCUCUGUACAUUCCCCUUUAUUCCAUUAUCCAUUUACUAUUUAUCGUACUAGUGAAUAUACAGUAUGUGCCUAGUUCAACUUUUAACUAUGUUUAUUUGCAAAGAAAAUCAUGUGACUCAUUUUUACCUCCAAUAGGUCAAAAUGUGUAUUUGAAAAUAUUUUAAUAACCUGGGAUCUUUGAAUUGUACUUUUUUUAAACACAUUUAAAAAUUAACUUUGAAUAAUGCACAUUUCUUAUUAAAAAUGGAAAAACAAACUCUAUCCCUGAUGAAUAUUGUUUAUAAGUAUGUAUUGUUGUUUUUCUAUAUCUAGUGUUGUGAAAAAUAAAGUUACUUGUGUAUCAUA
This is a messenger RNA of Sebastes umbrosus (honeycomb rockfish), 1347 nucleotides long. RefSeq lists its product as uncharacterized. The record is from RefSeq and is a predicted model, not a curated record. Gene Ontology annotation, biological process: negative stranded viral RNA replication; autophagosome assembly. The transcript has 8 exons. Gene Ontology annotation, cellular component: autophagosome membrane. The coding region runs from base 195 to 953 and encodes 252 amino acids. Lineage: Eukaryota; Metazoa; Chordata; Actinopteri; Perciformes; Sebastidae.